AUGGUGCACAAGUCAAAGCUCAAGUUGGCCCUUGCGGCCGAAAAGGGCUUGGAUUACCGUAAGAUCAAGGAGAAGCGCAAGCUCAAGGCCAACUUGAAGGAGAAGGAGAAGAAAAAGGCAGAGAAGGCAAAGCGCGAGCGUGGCGACGACGCGGAGUCAGAUGAGGACGACGAGGGGUGGCAGGAUGAGGAUGAGAGCGACAAGGAUGAGGUAGAGAACGGCUUAUUCGACAUGGAGGCAGAGGAGUCGGACGACGACGACGGCGAUGAUGACGACAAAGAGGUGCGCUUCAGACCCGGAAGGUUUGCUAAGCCAUAUCAACAGACACGCCGGACUAACACAUCGUCUCUUCCGCAGAUCAACUUGGGCAACUUGGAAGACAGCGAAACCGACUCCGAGUCCGAGGUAGAGAUGGAGGCCAAAAUCAUCCGCCCGAAAAAGUCAAAAGACAAGAAGGAGACAAAGGACAGGACACCAAAGAAAGCCAAGCCUGCCGCCGCAGCAAAUGAAGACGAUGGAGACGACGGCGAAGAAGAUGACGAGGACGAAGACAUCCCAAUGAGCGACCUGGAAGACCUCCCCGAGGACGACAAGUCGGACCUGGUGCCGCACCAACGCCUGACGAUCAACAAUACGACGGCGCUGCUGGCCGCGCUGAAGCGCAUCGCCCUGCCGACCGACGGCACCGUCCCGUUCGCGACGCACAUGUGCGUGACGCCCGCGCCCGGCACCGCCCCGACCGAGGCCUCGAUCCCCGACGUCUCGGACGACCUGGCCCGCGAGCUGGCCCUGUACAAGCAGUCGCUCGACGCCGCCAAGCGCGCCCGCCAGCUUCUCCGCGCCGAGGGCGUCCCCUUCACCCGCCCCGGCGACUACUUUGCCGAGAUGGUCAAGCCCGACGAGCACAUGGAGAAGGUCAAGGCCAAGCUGGUCGAGGAUGCCACCGCCAAGAAGGCCGCCGCCGAGGCCAGGAAGCUCCGCGACCUCAAGAAGUUUGGCAAGCAGGUCCAGGUCGCCAAGCUACAGGAGCGCGCAAAGGCAAAGAAGGACACGCUGGAGAAGAUCAAGGAUCUCAAGAGGAAACGCCAAGAAGGCGGCUCCUCGGCCCUCGGCGAGCGCGAGGCCGACAUCUUUGACGUGGCCGUCGAGAACGAGCUCAAGAAGCCGAGCGGCGGCAAACGCAACUCGGCCUUUGGGGACCGAAACCGCGACGAGCCGAACCGCAAGCGUCAGAAGAAGAACGACAAGUACGGCUUUGGCGGCAAGAAGAAGUACUCCAAGUCGGGCGACGCCAUGAGCUCCGGCGACCUCGGUGGCUUCAGCGUCAGCAGGAUGAAGGGCAAGGGUGGCAAGGGCGCAAAGUCGGCCCCCAGGCCCGGUAAGAGUAAACGAGUGGCUAUGGCCUCCAAGAGGAGAUGA
Molecule: messenger RNA, 1419 nt
Organism: Pyricularia pennisetigena
Lineage: Eukaryota; Fungi; Ascomycota; Sordariomycetes; Magnaporthales; Pyriculariaceae
Exons: 2
Coding region: 1-1419 (472 amino acids)
Biological process (GO): rRNA processing; ribosomal large subunit biogenesis
Cellular component (GO): nucleolus; preribosome, large subunit precursor; nuclear periphery
Source: RefSeq, a predicted model, not a curated record